AUGCACGCCUUGGAACUGAAAACCCACCUGUUUGUGGGCGGUUACGAUUCGUACAAGGUGAAAAUCGCUAAAUCCGUGGAAGUCGAGAACAAUUUCAAAGGAUGCAUAAAAAUGCUCAAAGUCUCCGGAAUGGACUUGGACAUGAUAAGUUCUACAGUGGAUUCCGCUAACACUGAAGACUGCGUAGUUGCUCGGGGAGACGCCUGUUCUUAUAACCACUGCAAGAAUUACGUGAACUGCCACACCGUGUCCAAACACUACGAAUACGUAUGCGAAUGUGAAAACGGAUUCAAUGGUCCGAAGUGUGACGUCGAAGCGAAGUUGUGUCCGACGCUGAAACCUUGUCUCAACGACGGCAUCUGCACAGACAUCGAUUCGAGCUCGUACAGGUGCGAUUGCCCUCUCGGACAUUCGGGACCGACGUGCAACGAAAAGGUGGUGUUGGACAUCACAGCCAAUUUUAGCGGCAACAGUUACCUGCAAUUGGAAAACAGUCUACUGGACCGGAACAAGAGGGAACAUUCCAUAUCGAUGACGUUCACCACAGAUUCAGCCAACUGUCUGUUGUACUGGCAAAGCCAAGAACCUAACAAUGAUGGCGUGGUCGACAAUUACAUCGCCAUCUCGAUCGUCAACGGCUACUUGGAACUGAGUCACAGGUUCCAAGGCAGAUCGACACCAGCAAUCCGAGCCACAGACCAUCACGUCAACAACAACGAACCCCACGUGAUAUUGAUCCGCGGAAACGGGGCCGAAUGGUCUCUGGAACUGGAUAGGUCAACCACAGAAUACGGUAAAGAACGCGACGUGGACAUCCAACAGCUCUUGGAAUCCACCGAUUUGAUAUAUAUAGGUGGAGUACCGGAAGUCAUACUGACGACGAACGACAACCAUUACAAAGGGUAUGAGGGUUGUAUCGGUGACGUGCGUGUCCAGGACUCAGGAUACGUGAAUCUGGGCCAAAAGUCGUUGUCCGGCAAAAACGUUGCUUCGUGUAACAGACACGACGUCAACAAUAUCAUUCAAAGAAACGAUUAA
Messenger RNA from Macrosiphum euphorbiae (potato aphid), 1038 nucleotides. Lineage: Eukaryota; Metazoa; Arthropoda; Insecta; Hemiptera; Aphididae. The record is from the annotation of a GenBank genome assembly.